Messenger RNA from Canis lupus familiaris (dog), 1015 nucleotides. RefSeq names its product galectin 3 (gene LGALS3). Bases 6 to 869 code for a protein of 287 amino acids. Gene Ontology annotation, cellular component: nucleus; immunological synapse. Lineage: Eukaryota; Metazoa; Chordata; Mammalia; Carnivora; Canidae. Gene Ontology annotation, biological process: positive chemotaxis; eosinophil chemotaxis; macrophage chemotaxis. The record is from RefSeq and is marked validated. The transcript is spliced from 5 exons. Gene Ontology annotation, molecular function: carbohydrate binding; laminin binding; IgE binding.
GGAAAAUGGCAGACAGUUUUUCACUUAAUGAUGCUUUAUCUGGGUCUGGAAACCCAAACCCUCAAGGAUGGCCUGGUCCAUGGGGAAACCAGCCUGCUGGAGCAGGGGGCUACCCAGGGGCCUCCUAUCCUGGUGCCUACCCUGGCCAGGCACCUCCCGGCGGCUACCCUGGCCAGGCACCUCCCGGCGGCUACCCUGGCCAGGCACCACCCGGCGGCUACCCUGGCCAGGCACCUCCCGGUGGCUACCCUGGCCAGGCACCUCCCGGCGGCUACCCUGGCCAGGCGCCUCCUGGCACCUACCCUGGCCCCACAGCACCUGCUUAUCCUGGCCCAACAGCACCAGGAACCCAACCCGGGCAACCGAGUGGGCCUGGGGCCUACCCGCCUCCUGGACAACCAAGCGCUCCGGGAGCCUACCCUGCGGCUGGUCCCUUUGGCAUCCCUGCUGGACCACUGACUGUGCCUUAUGACCUACCUUUGCCUGGAGGAGUCAAGCCUCGCAUGCUGAUAACAAUUCUGGGCACAGUAAGGCCCAGUGCAAACAGACUUGCUCUAGAUUUCAAGAGAGGGAAUGAUGUUGCCUUCCACUUUAACCCACGCUUCAAUGAAGACAACAAGAGAGUCAUUGUUUGCAAUACCAAGCUGGAUAAUAUCUGGGGAAAGGAAGAAAGGCAGGCAGCUUUUCCAUUCGAAAGUGGUAAACCAUUCAAAAUACAAGUGCUGGUUGAAUCUGACCACUUCAAGGUUGCGGUCAAUGAUGCCCAUUUGUUGCAGUACAAUCAUCGGAUGAAAAAUCUCCCGGAAAUCAGCAAACUGGGAAUUUCUGGUGACAUAGAUCUCACCAGUGCUUCAUAUGCUAUGAUAUAAUCUUAAAGGAGAAGAUUUAAAAAAAAGAGAAUUGAAUAUUCAUUUAAACUUACACAUGUAAACUUCAUGUUUCGACUGAAAAAUUUUACCUUUAUUCAUCACUAUCCUUCUUGUAAAUCAUCCAUUUAAUAAACAUUCUAAGAGUU